CCGCUCGGUGCUGGCGAACAUCGUCGCCUUAGUCGCGGGCUUGCGCUGAAAGUGGAUCGAGCGAGGUACCGUGAGCGUGAACAGUGUAUCAGCAGCUCUCGAGGCCGAAUGGUUGGCCUCGCCAACCCCUGAAACGGUCGUUCUCUCUCUCUAUCUCUCUCUCUCUCUCUUUCUUUCUCGUUCCCACCAGUUCUCACCCUCCUGGUCGCGUGCAACACUUAAACGGCCGCCAUCGCAAACGGGUCCGUCGAAACGUUGAAGGAUAUACCCGUUAAUCGUGCAAGGAUACCACCCGAACAUGAAGUGUGCUCACGUCCUCGUCGUUUGCCUCAUGGUCGUUCUCGGUUAUUAUGGGGUAUACGGGAUGCAGUGUUACAUAUGUAACAGUCACAACGACAGUCGUUGCGCCGACAAGGAUCCUCCGGAUGCCCUUAAAAGAGAUUGCUCCGAUCUCAAGGACGGCGCAAAGUACACGAUGUGCCGAAAGAUUACGCAAGUCAUCGAGUUUAGCGUUAAUGGACUUCCACCUGACAGCCGGGUGAUAAGGGGUUGCGGAUGGGACGAGUCGAACUACAAAGGGAGGUGCUACCAACGAAGCGGUUUCGGUGGCCGUCAAGAGGUCUGCUCGUGUCUGACGGACUACUGUAACGGAGCCAUGCCUAACGUUCCGUCAUCGAAAUCCUUGAUUCUGACGUGUGUUCUGGCCACUGUAUUGCUGGCGUACAUGCGCAAUUAGCUCCAAGAAUGUUAACACUCUACCACCCCCCCCCCAAAAAAUAAAAAUAAAAAAAAUAAACAGACGACGAAGGGAUGCGUUCGAGAUCGUUAGUAGAUACACGCAGCAUCGACCUCGCAUACUCGAGAAACGGAAA
Messenger RNA from Hylaeus volcanicus, 872 nucleotides. RefSeq lists its product as uncharacterized. Gene Ontology annotation, biological process: positive regulation of voltage-gated potassium channel activity; sleep; regulation of synaptic transmission, cholinergic. The transcript has 3 exons. The record is from RefSeq and is a predicted model, not a curated record. The coding region runs from base 299 to 736 and encodes 145 amino acids. Lineage: Eukaryota; Metazoa; Arthropoda; Insecta; Hymenoptera; Colletidae.